CCAUGCAAAGCUGGUGGAGGGAGCCACAGUCGCAAGCGUAAGUCAGCAGCCUCCAUUUCUGGCAACGAGUCUGCAAAGAAACGCAAAAUGGCGAAACCGGUGGAGGCAGCUUCCAGUGAUAGUGAACCAGAAUUGAUUCAUGCCGAUUGGGAACUGGCUGAUGACUCGAGUGUUGAGGAGAACUUUGGUACCGAAAAAAACGAUGGAAACGAGAGUGAUGAAGAAGACCUGGACUCUUCGGAGGAAGACAUAGACGAAGAGGUGCCCGAUCUCAGCAACGUCAGCAGUAGUAGCAGCAGCAGUGAUGAUGGUGAUGAAAGUAACGACAGCGAAGUCGAGGAAGAACCCAUUAAUGACAUUUCUGCCACAGAGCUGAAGAAGGUCGCUGGAAAUUCAACUUCGGAAGAACUUGAGAAGAAAAACAAGGAGUCUAAAAAUUUGGGAAAUCGCGGCAAAGCCAUUAAAUUCUCCUUGUCAGACAAAGCUGCCAUUUUUAGGGAAAUGGAGAAACGUGCUGAUCUAGUGUUUGAGUCACCGGUGUGUGAUGCAGUGUCAAGCUAUGCCUUUGUUGAAUUUGUCGAUGCGGAAACAGCAGCCAAAGAGAAGGUGUCCAUUUCGGGCCGCCUAUUUGCCGGUCAGUCGGUGCGUGCAGAGCUUCGGUCCUGUCAGCACGCACAAUCGGACGGUGGCAAAACGGUAGAAGAUAUUGACUUCUUGCGGAUAACUGUCUCAGGCCUUUCGCCUCUCGUAAACUUGGUCGACCUACAAACCCUGUUUUCAACUGCGGAUAGCAUACGUAUGCCAACGGCUUCGAAUAAGUGCAACUACGGCUCCGCAACCCUGUACUACGUUUCUGAUGCAGUUGCCCUCGACGCUUUCUCUCAGUGCCAUAACUUCGUUCUCAAGGGCAAUCCUAUCUGCGUCAACUUCGCCUUCAAGCAGUCUGCAAAAAAACAUUCCUCCAUUGCUACUGCUACCCUAAGUGAGACAUUCACACCCGAUCCCGUCGCCCGCGUUCAAACAGAGCCGCCUCCGAGCCAACGAAUUGGCAAAGUACUUAUUCAACCAAUGCCCGACUCGGAAGAUGAAGGGCCGGAAAAAUCAAUGGACAACUUCACAAAGAAUACCAAACGUGAGAGACCGCGUUCACAGAAGCAAGUAGAAAAAUCCAGUGAAAAUGAGCAACCUAGUAACAAAGGAAAACUCGUUCCAUGUAACAAGGUUGUUAAAAAACCGAUUAAAGAGGAAGUCGCGACAAAUGGUAUCGCAUCCUCAUCAUGCAUUCUCUCUGAAAUGAUGAAGAAAGCUAAGCAAGACGUGGAGAAGAGCGAGGAAGAUAAACAGAGCAACGAAUCAAAGAAUGAGACGUCUGGAGAGGAGUCGAGCGAAGACGACGUGAACGAAGAUGACGGUGAUGAGGAGGACCUCGAUGGGAGCGACGAUGACUCUGACCCAAGCAGCAGUGAAUGCGAAAGUACCGGUAACGACGGAAGUGCAAAGAAGGAUGAUACUACUUCUGUCUUAAAAGACGUGGAACAUGAAGGGGAUUCAGGUGACGAAAUCGAUGCCUCCUUACUGGCUGCUCUUCGUGCACGUAGGGCCUGUGCAAAGGCCCUCAAGGCACCUGGCGCCAAACGCAACUGGAGGGCUGGCAACUCCAGCAGAAAGAGGCUUGGAGGGACUGUGCCCCGAAUGUUGCCUGUGCCUAAAAAGCGUCGAAAGGAGGCUUUCGAUGUGUAA
Messenger RNA from Mesocestoides corti, 1740 nucleotides. The record is from the annotation of a GenBank genome assembly. NCBI's taxonomy places the organism in Eukaryota, Metazoa, Platyhelminthes, Cestoda, Cyclophyllidea, Mesocestoididae.